AUGUCAGCACUCUUCAAGUUUCUAUCCUAUAACAUAAAUAUAUGAAUACAACUACUCCAUUUUGAUAAUGGAAAACAGCAAGUGGUUAUCUACGGUGGCUAUCAUAUGGAUUCAGAUCACCUCCGGCGCCGCGUACACCUUCGGAAUAUACUCAGCCAUCCUCAAAUCCAGUCAAGGUUAUGAUCAAACCACUCUAAACACCGUAUCCGUCUUCAAGGACAUUGGUGGCAAUAUCGGGGUUUUAGCCGGUCUACUCUACAGUGCGGUAACCUCAUCAUCUCGUUUCAGGUCUGGACUUUGGCUGGUCUACUUGGCCGGAGUGGUUCAGUUCUUUACCGGUUACUUUUUUAUAUGGUUGGCUGUGACCGGAGUCAUUGACCGGCCCCCCGUGCUGUUCAUGUGCCUCUUCAUGUUCAUGGCUGCACACGCUCAGACUUUCUUCAGCACUACGAAUAUUGUUGUUGCUGUUCGUAACUUCCCAGAUUAUAGUGGAACUAGCGUUGGCAUUAUGAAGGGUUUUGUGGGGCUGAGUGGAGCAAUACUAAUUCAAAUAUACCACACACUGUUUGGUGACAACCCAACCUCCUUCUUACUCAUGCUUGCUGUGUUUCCAGCACUAGUGUGUCUUGCUACCAUGUCUCUCGUUCACGUAAACCCUUCAAACACGAGCAAUGACAAACCUCAUUUGAAUCGCUUUUCGUUGAUAGCACUCAUUAUCGCCACAUUUCUAAUGAUCAUAAUCAUCCUUCAAAACAUCUUCACAUUCCCAUCAUGGGCUCACAUUCUCACAACAACUAUUCUUGUGAUUAUGGCAUUGUCACCUCUUCAAGUAGCCCUCACAGCUCAAAGAAGCGAACAACGAUCACCAUCCCCUGUCAUGGCCCCAUUGAUCACGACUUUAGAGGAUCAAAAUGAAGUUGAAAUGAAUCUGCUACAGGCAAUGAGCACAAUCAACUUUUGGUUAUUGUUUCUAGCCAUGGUUUGUAUAAUGGGGUCAGGGUUAGCAACAAUCAACAACAUCACUCAAAUAGGCGAGUCGCUUGACUACUCGACGGUUGAGAUCGACACAAUGGUUUCUCUAAUGAAUAUAUGGAAUUUUCUUGGUCGGUUUGGUGCUGGAUUUGUGUCUGAUUUGUUCCUACACAAAUACGGCGGGGGAAGACCGUUGUUUAUCUCCCUUACACAAUUAGCGAUGGUCGUGGGCUAUUUGACCAUUGGCUUUAGUGGGAACUUGUACAUUGGUUCGGUAAUUGUGGGUGUUUGCUACGGAUCACAAUGGUCUUUAAUGCCUACAAUCACUUCGGAAAUAUUUGGGGUAAAACAUAUGGGAACUAUUUUCAACACUAUUGCCGCAGCCAGCCCUAUGGGUUCGUAUAUAUUUUCUGUGCAAGUGAUUGGAAACAUUUAUGACAGGAAAGCAAAAGCAAGUGGGGGGUCAUGCCACGGGCUUCAUUGCUUUAGGCUUUCGUUUUCUAUAUUUUCGGCGGUUUGUGGUUUUGGUAUUAUUGUUUCCUUGGUGUUGUUUCUUCGAACAAGGGGGUUAUAUGCUUCAAUUUUGCAAAGAAGGUUGAAGGGAUAAGUUAGAAAGAGCUCUUGCGUUGGAUUCAAUUUGCAUGUUAUAUUUCUAUAUGCUAAGUUACUAAGGAUUAUUUUGUAAUGGAAUCAUGUUCCAUCAAAGAAAGAAGAUGGUGUUUUUUUAUUAGUUUUGUAGCAUAUGAUAUAUUUGGAUUUAUGUCAUUAUGUAUGAGUUCUAUCAAUGCAUUAAAUGGAAUUUGAAAUUUUGAAGCUCAUGGAAAUUGAAA
Molecule: messenger RNA, 1802 nt
Organism: Helianthus annuus (common sunflower)
Lineage: Eukaryota; Viridiplantae; Streptophyta; Magnoliopsida; Asterales; Asteraceae
Product: probable transporter MCH1
Exons: 2
Coding region: 68-1579 (503 amino acids)
Biological process (GO): transmembrane transport
Cellular component (GO): membrane
Molecular function (GO): transmembrane transporter activity
Source: RefSeq, a predicted model, not a curated record